AUGUCUGAACAUUCAAAGUCCUGCUGUGAGACACCUGUCCCUGGGACAGUAGCAGCCUACCAAGAGAAAGGAGAGUGGAUUGAGAUUGAUGGUAGAAAGACAUAUAUCAGCGGCAGCAAAACUGCAACUCGUGCAGUGCUCUACGUCUUCGAUAUUUUUGGCUUUUCCCCACAAACACUCCGCGGCGCCGACAUUCUUGCCGACCGUCUCUCUGCAUCCAGCCCAGCUCUGGUCAUUGUACCUGACUGGUUCGAUGGAUUUGUAGCUCAAAAGGCAUGGGUCCCCCCGGUAACACCGGAGCAACAGGAAAAACUGGGCGGUUUCAUCCAGAAUAAAGCUUCCCCGGGACUGGUGGUACCCCGCGUUCUGGAACUAUCAAAAUCACUCAACAAGACCUUUCCCACUGUUGAGAAACUGGGAAUUUUCGGAUUUUGCUGGGGUGGUAAACUGGCUUCGCUUGCUUGCCAGGAUGAUAAGGAUAGCUUUGUGGUAGCUGUACAGACUUCGCCGGCAAGGAUUGAUCCAGAAGAGGCAAAGAAAGUGUCUGUGCCUAUGGCGUUGUUAUUGUCUGGCGACGAAGAUGUAGAAGUGGCUAGCCAGUAUGCAGCAAACUUGACUAAGGAUACGCUGACAGAGAGGUUUGAGGGUCAGAUCCAUGGAUUCAUGAGCGCACGUGGUGAUCUCGAGGAUGCAAAGGUAAAGGAAGCGUUUGAGCGGGGUUACGAGGUGGCCGGAGCAUUUUUUGACAAGCAUCUAUAA
This is a messenger RNA of Talaromyces rugulosus, 759 nucleotides long. RefSeq lists its product as uncharacterized. The record is from RefSeq and is a predicted model, not a curated record. Gene Ontology annotation, molecular function: hydrolase activity. Lineage: Eukaryota; Fungi; Ascomycota; Eurotiomycetes; Eurotiales; Trichocomaceae. The transcript has 3 exons. Bases 1 to 759 code for a protein of 252 amino acids.